GAACAUUCAUUAGAUAUUAUGUCAUUGCCAUUUAUUUGAUUCCAUCACUCUCUCUUGUCUUAUCUUCCACCGCUCCAACCCAAGUUUCAACACUAUCUUUCUGCCUUUUGUUGUUUGUGACCCCCUCAAGUCUCAACUCAAAUCACUAACCAUGACAGAACGUUUCUCCCUCAUCCUCACAGUUGCAUUGCACUUGCACUCAAGGUAAUGAUGCAUAUGGAUUUUGAUAUUUAAGUGCACCCUUUUCUUUUCCAUCACUUCCCUCGUUUUCUGCAUCCCCUUACAGUGGGGCUUCCCUGCUACACCACCUCCUUCUCUCUUUGCAUUCUGAUAUCUAUAUUUGCUUUUUAUGACGCCAUUAAGAACCACACCACUUUGCGUUACAGAGGUAUAUAUGUUUUUAUGCUUAUAAAUAAUGUGACCCUUCCCUUGUAGUAGUGGACCUCUAAGCCGCCCCCAUUGUCCUAUUAUCCACACAUGCAUUUAAUUUCCAGUUUCCUUCUGCAACACUCUUCUUUCCCUUCUUCCUUUUUUUGGUUAUGAUGAGUAGACCCUGACCCCAAUUGUUAUCACUUCAGUGUGUGCAAGUGCAAGGUUAUUAUUGAGAGUACAAGGUAAAAAAAACAAAGGGGUGUUAUUAAAUAUUAUUAAUUGUUGUGGUUUGGUGUGGUAAUGAGUGGUGAAGAUGGGCAAAGCACCUUGUUGUGAGAAACAUGGGGUCAGAAGGGGAGCUUGGACACCCGAAGAAGACCAAGCUUUGGUUGACUACAUCCAGAAACAUGGCCAUGGAAGUUGGCGUUCACUCCCCAAACAUGCAGGUCUCCUAAGAUGUGGAAAAAGUUGUCGGCUUCGGUGGAUAAACUAUCUUCGCCCAGGCAUCAAGCGUGGCCCAUUUACUAGUGAAGAAGAAAGUACAAUCGUUCAACUUCAUGGCAUGCUUGGCAACAGGUGGGCUUCUAUAGCAUCUCAACUACCUGGAAGAACAGACAAUGAGAUUAAGAACUUCUGGAACACCCAUCUAAAGAAGCGUCUCCUUCGAUCAUGUCAUUCCCAAAUAGCAAAACAGCUAUGUGUGAUUCCUGAUCAAUCCAUUGUCAAGUCCGAAUCUCCUUCGACGCGGCACAUGGUACAGUGGGAGAGUGUGAGAGUUGAGACAGAGGCAAGGUUGUCAUUGGAAUCCACAAUGCUCAAUUCAUGGCCAACGAGUAAAACAUGCCCUGAUCACUUUCUUCAACUUUGGCAUUCAGAGGUUGGAAAAUCAUUUCGCAUGAUCAAGGGAAAGGAAGAAGGAGUAGUGAGUCAAAGCCUUAUCUCACAACCUUCAUCUUCAUCAAAAUUGGAGUCUUGUUCAGAUGUGUCAUUGCAGGUGAAAACCAACACUGGAACUAGUAGCUGCAUUCCAAAGCUUGAGGAUGUGAGCAUGGUUCAUGAACAAACAAGUAGCUACAAACCAAAGCUUGAUGAUGACACAGCUGGUUCUGACUCCGGCAAUUAUGAAUUUCUUGAUACUUCUGAUUCUGCACUGAAGCACCUUCUACAUAUGCCUGAUAGUGAUAUGGGAUUCUUGGGACACAAUGAUCAUUUCCAAAAUCUCCUUGAUGGUACAUGUGACUAAGAUAGUCUCCUUCAUAUUUCUUCAUAGAAAGGCAAUACUUUGAACUGAUAGGGAAAAUUUUAUUUGCCCUUUCUUCUUUUUUGUAAAUGCGCUCACCAUGUAGCUGGUUUUCAAUAGUUGGUGUAGAGGGGGAAAAAGGUAGAUAGAAGAAUAGUGGAAAGAGAUCAAGUUUACCCUCCACUUGAUGGCUGUAGCUAAAAGUUAAACAUUAAUGAAUUCAGAGUUAAUGAUAUUGUUCUUGUCCUUCAA
Messenger RNA from Glycine soja, 1864 nucleotides. Its product is annotated as transcription factor MYB41-like. Bases 686 to 1615 code for a protein of 309 amino acids. The transcript is spliced from 3 exons. The record is from RefSeq and is a predicted model, not a curated record. Lineage: Eukaryota; Viridiplantae; Streptophyta; Magnoliopsida; Fabales; Fabaceae.